Molecule: messenger RNA, 4893 nt
Organism: Labrus mixtus (cuckoo wrasse)
Lineage: Eukaryota; Metazoa; Chordata; Actinopteri; Labriformes; Labridae
Gene: mpp3a
Product: MAGUK p55 scaffold protein 3a
Exons: 21
Coding region: 215-2050 (611 amino acids)
Cellular component (GO): cell-cell junction; plasma membrane
Molecular function (GO): protein binding
Source: RefSeq, a predicted model, not a curated record
AAGAGGCGGACACUCAGCGGCAGCAGGUUUUUGAGAGCAGCAGCCCAAAGGAGGAGGAGGAGGAGGAAGAAAGGAGAAGGAGGAGGAGGAAAAGAAGGAAUCAGAGCGAGAGGAACCGUGUGGCUGCAGUCAGGAGGGACACAAACACAGAGAGACAGGAAAAGGAGGAAAUACUGACAAGAGAAGGCUUCUUCCCCCCUCACCUCACUGACCCAUGAAAGAGGCCAUGCCGGUCCUCACAGCAGGAGCAGGGCUGCAUGAGACGCUGGCCCUGCUGACCUCUCAGCUGCGGCCAGAUGCCAAUCACAAAGAGGACAUGGUCUUCCUCAAAGACGUCUUCAGUGAGAGGAGCCUGGGAUACCUCAUGAAGAUCCACGAGAAGUUGAGACAGUACGAGAGACAGAGUCCAACACCCGUCCUUCACAGUGCCUCUUCUCUGGCAGACGAUGUGGCGGAGGAGCUGCAGGGUGGACCAAUGAGCUCAGAGGAGAAGGAGCUGCUGCACCUGCUGACGUCACCACAUCUCAAGGCCGUUCUCUCCGUGCACGACACUGUGGCUCAGAAGAACUUUGACCCCGUGCUGCCGCCUCUGCCAGACGACUUAGAGGAUGAGCUGGAGGAAGAGUCAGUGAAGAUCGUCCGACUGGUGAAGAACAAGGAGCCUCUGGGAGCCACCAUCAGGCGGGAUGAAGCUACCGGGGCUGUGAUUGUGGCUCGGAUCAUGAGAGGAGGUGCAGCUGAUCGCAGUGGUUUGGUCCAUGUAGGAGAUGAACUCAGGGAGGUCAACGGAGUCUCCGUGAUCCACAAGAGACCUGAUGAGAUCAGUCAGCUGCUGUCCCAGUCCCAGGGCUCCAUCACUCUGAAGAUAAUCCCUGCCAUUAAAGAAGAGGACCGCCUGAAGGAGAGCAAGGUGUACAUGAGAGCUUUGUUUGACUACAUCCCGCUGGAAGAUAAAGCGACACCUUGCCAAGAAGCAGGACUCCCCUUCAAACGGGGAGACAUCCUGCAGGUUGUAACCCAGGACGACCACACGUGGUGGCAGGCCAAGCGUGUAGGCGACAGCAACCUCCGAGCCGGACUCGUGCCCUCCAAACUGUUCCAGGAGAGGCGACUGGCUUACAGGAUGAAAAUGGGCACGCUCCCGAAUCCUAAAUCGCCUAAAAAGCCUGUCUCUGACCAAGGAUGUGAUAAAGAGGACUGUGACUGUGAGGGCUAUUUCAAUGGACAGUACAUAGUCUCUCCUAAGUGUAAAGCAGUGGCGCCCUCCUGUGGCCAGGUGUUUUCCUGGGAAUUUUAUUCAGCUGGUUUACGGAGAAGUUUCCGGAUGAGUCGGAAGGACAGGCAAGGAUCCUCUGGGGAGGGCUCUGAUCCUGGAGACCCGGACUUUCAGACAUAUGAAGAGGUGACCCGAUACCAGCAGAGGCCCAAUGAGAGGCCUCGACUUGUGGUUCUUAUCGGUUCUCUUGGAGCACGAAUAAAUGAGCUCAAACAGCGGGUGAUCGCUGAAAAUCCUCAUCGUUUUGCAGUGGCUGUACCACAUACCACCAGGCCUAAGAAGCCUCAUGAGAAGGAGGGUGUGGAGUACCAUUUUGUCACUAAACAGCAAUUUGAUGUAGACGCUUUAAACAACAAGUUUAUUGAGCAUGGGGAAUACAAGGAGAACCAGUAUGGCACAAGUAUAGAGGCUAUCCGCUCUGUGCAGGCCAAGAACAAGAUGUGUGUAGUGGACGUUCAGCCUGAGGCCCUGAAGAGGCUGCGGACAGCAGAGUUCAAACCCUACGUCAUCUUUGUCAAACCUCGUGUUCCUGAGAGCAGACGUCGGCGCAGUGCUGCCACUUCUCCAGGAGGGGGCGAUCAUGGCCGCAUUACAGAUGAAGAUCUGCAGGAGAUGCGACAGUCUGCCGUUCAGAUCGAUCAGCAGUAUGGACACCUGGUGGACCGGGUCCUAAUCAAAGAGGAUUCUGCCAGUGCCUGUGCAGAACUAAGGGGGAUCUUGGAAAGGCUGGAACGAGAGUCUUUCUGGGUUCCUGUCAGCUGGGUGCGGACCUAAACUCACAUCCCCUUCCUGCAAGAACUUCACAGCCAACCCACCCUGAUCCUGCACCUGUCCAGAGCUCCCCUCCUCCUCCCCAAAGGCUUAGAGGGGCAGCCUGGGAGUCUGCUGAGCUCUCUCUGUGUGAAUGAUGCAGGGCUGCUCAGACAGCGAUAAAGGGAGGCACCAAAGGGAGAGGAUGAUGUCAUAGAGGACAUCACCGUCUGGGGUGUUGGAGCGGGUCGAUCACCGCCAUUUAAACACCCAAAAAUCCCAGUUUUGUUCUCACUUUCUAGAGUUUUAACAAUCCGGGUUUGGUUAAAUUUAUUAAUUGACUUUAAAGACAAGAGACUGAUGAAGGUUGGUGUUAAGAAAAUUAUUUAUUCCUUAUGCUGUCACUCUUUUUAGAUGAGUGUGUCAGGUUUGGUUACCCACUCAAAGGACUUCUCAGUCAAUCAGCUUUAUUGUGACUCUUUUUGGAGUACCUUCAGUAGCAUGUUUUACUUAACUUAAUGCCAAUCUCAGAAUGCUUCCUGUUCCUGCAUCCUGUACAGCAUAAGACCAUCAAACACUCUCCAGAACAGGACUAGUUGAUAAAUACAGUAACAUGAAUGCAUUUGAAACAAUUCUUUUUUUUUUUUGCUUAACAUCUGACAGAAACACAAUGGAAUGUGAGAACUUUAUUUUCUACAGAACUGUUUGUUUUUAGGAAACGCAUGAUUAUUAAUCUCAGAUGUAAAUAUUGUAAAUGUUUACUUCUCUUGUGCCAACGAAUGAUCUCGUAGCACUUCAAUGCCUGUUUACCGGUAAUUCCCAGGAACCCACUUUCUGUUUGUGUGUAAAACAAUAAUUUGCACAAAGUAUGUGUGAAUGUAUGUCACUGUGUAUGUUCAUACACCACCCGAAGAGUCCCAUUCUACGUACAGGAUUAGGUUUUUAUGACAGUGUCCUUUCAUAUAUCUGUAAUUUUGACAGCAGAAGACGGGGAGGGUGCUGGAUGUCUCUUUUCUUUGAUAAUCAGAGCUUCACUUUAUUGAUGUUUUGUAAAACCAGAAACACAAAGUUAAGAUGGUACAAGUGAUUAUUAUUAAUGGGUCCCAUGCUAUAGUUUUAACAAUUAGUCAUUCUACAGAAAGUUAACAGUCAACUUUAGCAGAAGUUUUGAUAUUUGAUCAUUUCAUUUAUUCAGACAGCAAACAAACCAACAUUCCCUUGUUUGAGCUGCUCAGCUGUGACUUUUUUCCAUCUUGUCUUUAGUGUGGUUAAACUGAAGCCUGGUUUAAAGUCAAACUGACUUCACAAUGUUUAGAGCUCAUGGGAAGAGUUUUUAACUGGUUAUGAAACACUUCAUUUAAUACUCUAUGAACCAUAAGAGACAAGAAUGAUUAUUUGUACACGUAGUCAGAUUCAAUUAUGGAUUGCAUGCUGCAGAAACUAUGACUAUAUUUUUACAUUUUCCACAGCAAAGAUUCUCAGAGUGAGUGAUAUAUUUGACUGUUUCACGAAAGCAUGAUGAGACUUUUUAUUAGAAACAUUACAAACACUUGUAAAGGACAAAAUUAGUAAAUAGAUCAUUCAAUCUAUCAAGCAACCUUAAUUUGUAAAGAACAAAUCACAUUACAAAGUAACUUUUAGCAAAGUUACAGUGGCAAGGAAAAACUUGAGCAGAAUCAGACCUCUGCUGAAACUGUGUUGAGAUAAAAAUCACUGCUUUGUCCAGAGGGCUCGCCAAAGCCAACCCAAAGUCAAAGUUCCUCACAAGAGCUUUAAGAUUGUUUUAAAUACCUUUGGAGACUUUAAAUAUUUCUGAUUUCACUUCAGGCUGGUAGAAAAAAACACACUAAUUUAUCAUAAAGGUACAUUGAGUUGCUGUUCAUCUUAAUUAAUUAAUUUUCUCUCCCAACUGGUUGUGAAAACAUCCCUCUGUGAAUCAUUUUUACUGAAAGUGAUGAGGAAAUAAUCUCCCUUACCCCCCCUGUGUAAAGAUUGAUCCCAGGCCACACUAUGAAGUAGCAGGGCCAUGAAGUGUUCCAAAGUGUUUUUUGUUUUUUUUGUUACUGUUCCUACAUCACAGCCACGAAUACGUCAUCUUCCAACGUUUGUCCUUAUUCCUUUAAAGAUAAUAUUCAUACUAAGAUGUUUACAUAAAAGGAGAAGAAAUAUGUCACUAAUAUUCCAAUAUACAUGAGGCCAUAUAUAUUCAUAUUAAAGAAAACCUAACUAAACACUCACUAGUUGAUAUCUCAAAGAGCUGAUAAAUGCUGAUUUGGAAUAAAUCCCUAAUGUGGUGAUUUGAAAUGUUUUAUGCUGGUAACAUGACCUGUAUCAAAUAUGGAAUAACUCUGUAUUCUUGAUAACAUGGAGGAUUCAUGUGCAAGUAAAAUGUAUUGACUGCAUCCUAUAUGUUCAAACAAAACAUUUACAUCUGUUGCAAAAAACAUUUGCCAGCAUAUAAGCUCAGCUCGACAUAAAGAUCCAUCAACUGACAGAACAGAAUCGUACUGAAAUCUCUUUAGGAAGGGAUAUUUUCCCAGCCAGUAAGAAGGAGAGAGAUUCUUCCACCCACCCAGGAGCUCCUUUAAGAUACAUGUUGAUUUAGGUAUCUAAUUACAUCAGAGAAACCAGUGAGGACUUACAGGCUUUAGUCAUAGGUUGACCUACAGUUUAUGGCUUGAAAAUUUCAUUCCUGCUCUGGCAUGUUCUAGAGAGAGAGAGAGAAAGAGAGAGGGUGUGAUGAAAUCAUCUUUUUUUUUUAACACAAAGUUUCCGCUUCAUGUGUCAUUUGAACAAAAAGAAACCCUGAAUGUUGAGUUUGUAAAGUGACAUGUACAAAGUGCCAUAAUAAAGCUAGCUGAAUCAAA